AGCAUAAGCCAGUGCUGCAGACGAAUGUGAACACUUAUUUCUGAUUGCUGAUCGGCUGUUGGUAGAUAUGGAACUACAUUCUUACUUGGUUAGCUAGUUGCAGCAAAGCAAAUACUUUAAAAACUUUUUUUUUUCUGAGUGCUGGUCAGAGCAAACAGAGAGGGACAAUGUGGACCAAACAGUUUCUGUUCGUGGUGGUAAUCCUGGGCAUGUAUCAGGUUAUUUCACAAGACAUUUACGUCGCUGAAGUAAUGGUGGAGAGCAACGUCACACUGAGCUCUGAAAACAUCCUGGCAAGUUGGAGCAAAGACACAACUAUUACAGCAAACACUGUGAUAAUCAGCAGCGAACUGGUUGCAGAAUGCCUAGUCAUUGGGGAGGACUACAGCUGUAACUGCUCUACAGGCUAUGCUUGGAGUAACGAGGUCUGCUACAGCUAUGGUUGCUGCAACGAAAGUACAUGUAAACAAAAUGUGUCUCAGGCAACAUCCAUAUGUGUGCCCAAGACUAAUGUUCUCAUCAUCGUAUCGGCACCCACUAGUAUCACAGUCACAGAUAUUAAGAAGAAACUGACGGAGAUGAAUGCCGUGAAUGGUUCAAUCGAUAACAGCGUCCAUCCCACAAUUCCUGAUUAUAAUGAAUUUAAGGUGAAAGUCAAUGUUGACGUGAACUCAUCCAAGCUUCAAGACCUUCUGGAAAGUUUAUCAUCAUCAAUAUUAGUUUCUACACAAGGAAUGGUAAACAUUAAAGGACCUUCAGCUACAGUGAAAUAUGAGUCAGAUCAAACUUUCAGUUGCACUUUUGAGUACGACUCGGACAGUGCUAGCUGGAACCAAACAAAAGGGACUCAGAACCUUGGCGUCAGAGAAGGACUUCUAACAGAAAUAAAGAACUGUCCCCCCACAGUGGAUUACAAGUCCUGUUCUGAAAUGACUCUAAAAAAAGUGACGGGUGCAUGGGAAGGUACAUAUAUGUGUAUAUUUACCAUUGGGAAAAUCAGACAUACUGCCAGCACUGCCCUGGAUGUGGCUCUUCUGCCGGAUGAAAUCACCAUGACAUACAGUCCACUCAUUGCAGACUGCUCAGAAAAACCAGAGACUCCUGCAAAAGUCACUGUAACAGCAAUGAUUCCAGAAACCAAAGAAACAUAUAAGUUGACAUGGGAGGAAAAUGGAGAACAAAAAUCUCAUAACAUGCUAAUCUAUCUUUACUUUACAGUUUCUAGCAAAUCCGAAUUCAAACACACCGCUUAUAUCGAUUGUAGGAAGGACAAUACAAUCCAUGUUGUGAAUGUCACCUUUAAAAACUCAGAGCAUCAAAUCAAACAUAAACACGUUAACAUCUCAAUAUUGCAAGGCCAAAAAUCAUGUGACUUGGAAACUGAAGAUGGAGUGGAUUGGCCUAAAACUCCCCUUGAAACAACAGUGGAAAAUCCAGAAUGUCCUGCAGGCCGGAUUGGAUUUAGGAGCCGUACCUGUAAUAAAAAUGCAGUGUGGGAGGAUGUUAUAUCCAAGUGUAUCAGUGAGGAACUUGGAAAAGUUGCAAAUGCAGCUGAAAACUUUCGGAAUGGACUCGGAGCUACUCCAGAGGUGGCUAAAUCCAUAUUUGAAGGGAUUAAGAACACCUCUUCUUCAGCUAGCUCUGGUAGUUCUGUUGAUGAUUUAGCUGACAUUGGUGCUUCCAUCAACAUCUUUGGGGUUAUGAAAGAUGCAUCGAAAAACAUUGAACUGGGAGAAGAAAUGUUGAAUGACGUAGUUGAAGCAGCAAGCAAUAUGGUGAAUGCUUCCUGGGAUAGCCUACCUGAAGAAAAUAUUCUUGAGAUGUCCUCUCAGUACCUAACUAAUGUGGAGGGUUUGGUCAAGGAAAUCAAGGUCAACAACAGUGAGGGAUUAAACAGUUCAAACCUGGAGCUCAGAUUCUGCUCAAAUGAUGACUGCAGCAUAUCUAUUUUUGGCGUUGGUGUGAAUAUGAACAAGACCAAUGGAACAGUGAAGACCAUGGCGGUGAAGAAUCUGAUGAAUAAAUUGAAAAGCAAAAAAUUACACGGGAAAAACCACAGCAGCCUUGUGCUUUCAGCCACGCUUGUGGACAGCAAUGAUUCAGAUAUAAAUAUCCAAAUAUUCUUUCCUGAUGAGCAACCAUCUGCCACAGAACGGAUAUGUGUUUUCUGGGACAAUGAUGCGAAAGACUGGUCGAGUGAAGGCUGUGUUGCAAACAUCACAGAUGACAACCAAACACUUUGUAUAUGCAACCAUCUCACUGCCUUCUCUGUCCUCAUGGCCAAGAGCGCCAACGUGUCCUCUGAAAGUCUUGAAAUGAUCACAUAUAUCGGCCUAGGUGUAUCCAUUUUUUCCCUGCUGAUCUUCCUUUUUGUUGAGUCCCUGGUUUGGUCGGCCGUGACAAAGUCAAACCUGUCGCAUUUCCGUCACACAGCAGUGGUCAAUAUUGCCGUCUUUCGCUUGCUUGCUGAUUGCAGCUUCUUGGCUUCCAUUGAGCCCGACAGCCUCUCUGAAGACAUGUGCUUGGGUUUAACUGUCUGCAAACACCUGUUUUAUCUAGCCAUGUUCUGCUGGAUGCUGUGUCUGAGUGUCAUGCUGGUCCACCAGCUCAUCUUUGUUUUCAGUCCGGUCAGGAAAAGAGUCUUCAUGUACCUCUCCAGCAUUGUAGGCUAUGUUCUUCCAAUGGCACUUGUGGGAUCAAGCUAUGUGUAUUACAGAUACACUGAGCAGGAAUACUUUGAUAAAAAGAGCUGUUGGCUAAGGUAUGAUCGACUGUUGGAAGGCUCCAUUCAUGCAUUUCUUCUUCCUGUAGGCACCAUUGUUUUGUCAAAUCUCUUCUCCAUGGUGGUUGUCAUUGUCACCUUGGUGAAGACUUCAGUUCCAGACAGCAGCAAAGCAGAUGACAAGGACACAGCCAAGAGCAUUCUUAAAGUGGUGGUCUUUCUAACUCCUGUCUUUGGGGUCACAUGGAUUUUUGGCUUUGUUUUCCUCAUCCUGGAAUAUGACAGCCCCCUGCAUACGCCUGUAAACUACAUUUUCACCAUCCUCAAUUCUUUCCAGGGCCUUUUCAUUCUGCUAACAGGUCUGGCUGAGCAGAAGGUCAGGCAGGAACUUGUUAAGAUUGUAAUGGCAAAAACUGGGCGGGACACUGAUAGCAUCAAGAAAUUUACCAAUAGUUCAGCUACAACCUACACAAAAGACAAGUGAUGAAGACUGUGGAGGCAGAGAGAGCAGCGCUGAUGUCUGAAGCUUCCCUGGCAUCCCAGGAGGCAAGAAGUUUGCAUUCUGCUUUUGGUCCUCGGACUGAUACAUAUGUGUAGCUGAUUGAUCUAACAAAAACAUUAAAUAUAAUCGAAAGCUUAUCAAGUAGAAGACUGAUAUUUGAGUAGCAGUGAGGUGAUUGAAUUUACAAAAAUAUAUGGUAGACAUACAUUCUAUUUUUGUCAUUGUCAGACAUAAAUCACCAACAUUGUCGAGGGUAGGGCAGAUAUAUAUAUAGAUUUUCCUUAUUAUAUUUUUUGAAAAAUAAAGCAAAUAGCAAAACAUGAUUAUUUAGCUGUAAGUAGAGGAUUUAAAAUACAAACAGCAACUAAGCAGAUUUACUUUCUGUUCCAAGCCACUGUAUAUAGAACAAUUAAUCAUUUAUCAAAUCAUUUCUGUUUGUGGUCCUUUAAUGAUAAAAAUGUUAACUCACAUAGUUUGAGAAGAGGUGUAAGCUGUAUACAAUGCUUGUAUAUGUCUGUAUUUAUUAGACAUUGUAGUGAAAUAAAGAUUAAUUUAGAAAUGAAA
Cyprinodon tularosa is the source of this 3788-nucleotide messenger RNA. It is a transcript of the gene adgrf3b, whose product is annotated as adhesion G protein-coupled receptor F3b. Gene Ontology annotation, molecular function: G protein-coupled receptor activity. The transcript has 18 exons. Gene Ontology annotation, cellular component: membrane. Gene Ontology annotation, biological process: cell surface receptor signaling pathway; G protein-coupled receptor signaling pathway. NCBI's taxonomy places the organism in Eukaryota, Metazoa, Chordata, Actinopteri, Cyprinodontiformes, Cyprinodontidae. The record is from RefSeq and is a predicted model, not a curated record. Bases 168 to 3206 code for a protein of 1012 amino acids.